GUGUGACAGAGCACUGAUGUAAUGGCUGCAGGCUGGGGGCAGAGAGCCAAGUUCCAAGCAGAAAUUACUUGUGACAGCUGUGGGAAACAGACAUCUUCUUCCGCAUUGGGCACGUUGGUCUACGGAGGAUCCCCAGGGAUGGUCUACAAAUUACAGUAUUGUACUCUCAUACAGGUGUGACAGUACAGCGGUGAAGCAGGCUCUUUGGGGAUGAAGCAUCUGGAGCAGAAGAAAGGAGAGCUUCGAAGAGAUUCUCAGAAGACUGAAACAUUCCUGCCAAUAAUAGGAAUUUACAUUGAAGACUGCAAUAAAUGAGAUCCCCUUCCACAAGGACUAGAUUCUUUCCACAGAGCCUCUCUAUAACCCAGAUGAUAAUGAACAAAGAUAAGAAUCAGAUGUCUGAGAGGAUCUUGGAUCUCACCCUGGAGAUCAUCUUCCUGCUGACCGGAGAGGAUUACAUUGUUGUGAAGAAGGCUGUUGAGGGUGUCUCUCACAAUACCAGAAGCAAUAUCUCAGAAGGAUGGUGCAGGACCCAGAGCCACAGCACGGUGCUUCCACCACACACGCUGAUACACGAGAGGAACGAUGACAAGAAGAUCCUGGAACUGACACUAAAGAUCAUCCAGCUGCUGACUGGAGAGGUUCCUAUCAAGUAUGAGAAUGGCACCAUUUAUUUCUCCAUGGAGAAGUGGGAGUAUUUAGAAGGGCACAAAGACCUAAGCAAAGACAUGAUGAUUGAGACUCCGCAACCCCACUGCUCAACAGGUAAAUCUGGAGAAUUUCAACCCUCUGUGUCAUUGCCUGAAUUUGAAACCACAGAUGAAACGGAGAAGAAAAUCAAUAAAGAAGGAAUGUAUCUGAAGAUAAACAAACCAAGAAAACGACAGGCAAAAUCUGUAAUGUACGUGUCACAGGAAUCUGAGGGAUCUGCAUCAUGCAGACAAGGAAAUCUUACAGACAGUGACACAUCCACAGAAGAUACACACGCAGAAAAUACAUCGACUCAUAUUAAGGGGGAGUCUGCCUCACGUGACGCUAGUUAUACAACAAGAGAAUGUUGCAUUAAGAAUGAAUCAACUAUGUGUGAAGAAAGAAAUCUCAAAGACCCCGAUGUCUGUACUCCCAAAGAGAAUACAGAGUCAGAAUAUGAAACUACUCUUACUAAAGAGGACGCGGCCUUGUGUAAAGAUAGAAACUUCACAGACACUGACAUUUAUACACCUACAGAACAGACUCAAUAUACAUAUAUUAAGGAGGAUUCUGCCUCCUGUGAAGAUGAAAAUAUCACAGAUACUGACAGUUCUACACCCACAGAACAUACACAGACAGACUAUACAUCUUUUCAUAUUAAGGAGGAGUCAGACUCAUGUGACGAAGAUAACAUAACAGACAAUGAAUGUUAUACUCCCGCAGCACAUACACAGACGGAAUUUACAUCUACUCCUAUUGAAAGUUAUUUGAAAAGCAAUAAAAAUACACUAGAAAUCACUUCUAGUAUGUCCUUAAUUGAAUCUGGAAAACCUGUUGAAACUCCUGGUCGUAAACCAGGUAAAGAAAAAGUAAGCAACACGGAGGCAGUAUAUAAUUGUUCUGAGUGUUCUAAAAGUUUUAAGAAUAAUUCAGAGCUUACGAAACACCAGUCCACUCAUAAAAGACACAAAAUGAUUUCUUCUGAAACAGGGGAAGUCUAUUAUUCAGAGUCCAGUAUUGUGUUACAUGAGUCACAUCGUAAAGGAGAGAAACAGUUUGCGUGCACUGAAUGCGGGAAAAGCUUUACCCAGAAAUCUAAUCUUGUUGUUCAUCAGAUGAUUCAUACAGGAGAGCAGCCGUUCUCAUGUACGGACUGUGGUAAGUGUUUCAGGCGGGCUGCUCAUCUUACUUCACAUAAAAGGAGUCACACAGGAGAAAAACCAUUUGCAUGCAAUGAAUGUGGGAAGUGUUUUGCACAUAGUUCCUCUCUCGUUACACAUCAAAGACUUCACAAAGGAGAAAAACCCUUCCGUUGUGCUGACUGUGGUAAAUGUUUUAGUCAGGCUCCUCAUUUAAUCAUACAUCGAAGGAUUCACACUGGUGAGAGGCCAUUCUCAUGCUCUGAAUGUGGGAAAUGUUUUAUUAAUCGCUCAAAUCUCGUUGCGCAUCAAAAAAUUCAUGUGGAGAAACCACCCCCAUGUUCUGAAUGUGGGCAAUGUGUUAAACGGAGUGCUUCUACCGCACACAAAAAGACUCAUAAAAGCGAGAAUCAAACCCCAUGUCAUAAAUGAACACCAGUCUUGAGAGAGA
This is a messenger RNA of Pelobates fuscus (common spadefoot toad), 2280 nucleotides long. Its product is annotated as oocyte zinc finger protein XlCOF7.1-like. The record is from RefSeq and is a predicted model, not a curated record. NCBI's taxonomy places the organism in Eukaryota, Metazoa, Chordata, Amphibia, Anura, Pelobatidae. The transcript is spliced from 7 exons. Bases 312 to 2261 code for a protein of 649 amino acids.